This is a messenger RNA of Musca vetustissima, 3824 nucleotides long. RefSeq names its product cyclin-G-associated kinase (gene aux). Gene Ontology annotation, biological process: positive regulation of Notch signaling pathway; regulation of clathrin-dependent endocytosis; protein phosphorylation. The record is from RefSeq and is a predicted model, not a curated record. The transcript is spliced from 9 exons. Gene Ontology annotation, molecular function: AP-2 adaptor complex binding; protein serine/threonine kinase activity; ATP binding. Gene Ontology annotation, cellular component: cytoplasm. Lineage: Eukaryota; Metazoa; Arthropoda; Insecta; Diptera; Muscidae. The coding region runs from base 1 to 3798 and encodes 1265 amino acids.
AUGAGUGAAUUUUUUAAAUCUGCUAUGGGUUAUUUCAAUAAUCCAACAACUAGCACAUCAACGACAAAUAGCAACAACACAUCACAGCCAAAUAGUGGUGGCUCAUCAUCCGUAAAUGUCAACAACACAUACAGAAGUUCAUCGUCGUCGUUGCAGGAAAAUGACUUUUGUGGCCAAAUUGUGGAAAUCAAUGGCCGUAAAUUGCGUGUAAAAAGAGUUAUUGCAGAAGGCGGUUUUGCAUUCGUUUAUGUUGCCCAAGAUAUACAGACGGACAAAGAAUAUGCCCUGAAGCGUCUCAUUGGUGCCGAUAAGAAAGCAUGUCAGGCUAUUAUCAAUGAAAUAAAUACACACAAACGUUUGACGGGACAUCCGAAUAUUGUUGGAUUUGUUUCGGCGACAUUUAUUGAUAAAACCACAGGACCUCAGCAGCGUGCUGAAUAUCUACUCUUAUCCGAGUUGUGUAAAGGAGGUUCAUUAAUCGAUUGUAUGGGCUCAACACUAGAACCUCCAGUCGUAUUGAGAAUAUUUUAUCAGGCCGUUAAAGCUGUGGCCCAUAUGCAUUCACAAACGCCUCCGAUUAUUCAUCGGGAUAUAAAAAUUGAAAAUUAUUUACUGGGCGAUGAUAAACAAUUGAAAUUGUGUGAUUUUGGUUCGUCAACAAGUGAAACGUUUGCACCCACACUAGAUUGGAAUGCUCAGCAAAGGAAUACUUUGGAGGAUCAGUUAAGCUGUGUCACCACACCCAUGUAUCGGGCCCCUGAAAUGCUCGACACCUGGUCAAAUUAUGAAGUGGGCACCAAAGUAGAUGUCUGGUCAUUGGGCUGUAUUUUAUAUGUCCUGUGCUUUCAAAAACAUCCCUUUGAGGAUUCAGCCAAGUUACGCAUAAUAAAUGGAAAUUAUACAAUACCAACAGAUUCGAGAUUCCAAUGUUUUCAUGAUAUAAUUCGAGGUUGUUUAACAGUCGAUCCAGCACAUCGUUUUAGCAUCUCAACAAUAUUGGAUCGUUUGGCUGCCAUAUCGGAAACAAUGCAGUGGAGUUUAAAAGGCCCCUUGGAUUUGCGUGGUAAACCAAUUGUUACCACCACCCCAGAACAUUUAAGUCCACAACCAUUAGGUUGCCAGCCACAACAACAACGUUCCUCUGCCGGAAAUUCUAUAUUUUAUGAUGAUCCUUCCAACAAUGUACCACCAGGUCAAACGUCUUCUCAACACCAGCAACAAAGUUCCUCUUCUUCAAUGAAUUCAACCAAUGGCAGUUUAUUGUCUUCGCUGCGUGGUGGUGCCGGUAGUUUUUUGAAAAAUCUCAAAGACACCUCUUCGAAGGUUAUGCAAACAAUGCAACAGACAAUCGCACGCUCAGAUUUGGAUAUUAGUUAUAUAACAUCACGGGUAUUGGUAAUGCCAUGCCCCUCCGAAGGCUUUGAAUCGGCAUACAAGACAAACAAUAUCGAAGAUGUCCGACUGUCAAUUGAAAGUCGUUUUCCUCCGCAAAAAGUUAGCGUUUAUAAUUUUGGUCCUCGAUCUUGCCCACGACUGGCGCCACCCGUUCGCACAGUGGAAGCUGGCAGCAUAUAUGGUUGUUCUCAGGCUCGUGCACCCAAUUUGCAGGGCCUCUUUUCCGUUGCUGAAGAUAUGUACGGUUUCCUUACAGCUGAUCCCAAAUCAAUUGUUAUUAUACAAACUGGCGAUUCGGGCGGUUGUACAGCAGCAACACUGGUAUGCGCCUUACUUAUGUAUUCCGAUUUGAUUUUAGAACCCGAAGAUGCUGUCCAGGUGUUUGCCGUCAAACGUCAUCCCGUGAAUUUACGACCAUCGGAAUUUCGUUAUCUCUACUAUUUGGGUGAUAUUCUACGCCCAACGCCAUUGCUGCCUCACUAUAAAAAUAUUAAUUUGAUAUCGUUAAGUUGUCAACCAGUACCUCGUAUGACUAAGACACGUGAUGGUUGUCGCAUUUAUAUCGAAAUUUACAAUAAUGAACGUCUGCUACUCUCCACAAUGCAAGACUACGAGAAAAUGCGUUUAUAUAUGGCGGGGCCGGGCAAAAUCACUCUGCCCAUUAAUGUGACCGUGUGUGGUGAUUUUGUUGUGGUUCUAUAUCAUGCCCGCAAAGGUAUGGUUAGACCACAGGGUAUCAAAAUAUGUCAAUUUCAAUUGCACACAGGUUUUAUACCCGAGCAAGAGACAUUGAUAAAUUUUGCCACACAAGAUUUGGAUGAUUUACCCACAGACGCCGAGUGUGUACCUCCAAAUUUUGCCGUCUCUUUGUCUCUGGCUGUUAUGGAUACUGAAUCGCCACCGACACGCAAUCCACCAUGGCUUUUAACCAAACCCAGUCGUAAUGCUUUUAAUUUGUUUAGCUCACAGUUGGAAUAUGAAGAAAUGAUCGAUAAUUUUGUGACAAAACCAACAGCAAAGGACUCGGCCGCACAGCAGUCUAGACCUGCAGUGGCGACCGUCACACACAAAGAAAAACCCAUGACUCCGCCAUUGAUAAUGCCGGACAUAACAGAAAUUUCACAUGAAUCACAUUUUACCCAACCGGAUCCAGCUCCACCCAUAGAUUUGCUAAAUCUAAAUCAACCCUCAGCUACACAUCACAACUUCACCGAUCCCCAGGCAACAGCUAUGCCUUCAACAGAUGCUAGCUUCGAUCUGUUGGGUGCAUUUGGUGAUGAUGAUUCAUCGGGUAUUGGUACCGCACCAAUACCAGAUAUUUUGGCAAAUAAUUCUCAGCCUAAAUCAGCGGCAGAUUUAGAUGAUAUAUUCGGGCCGCUACAAUCGGAGGCACCUUCCACGUUUAAUUUAGAUUUUAAUGCUUUUGCUUCGCCAACACCAACACCUCAGACAGCAGCUCCACCAUUUUGUGCUCCCAAGAUAACAACAAGUAAUUCAGCUACUAAUGUACCCACUUUUAACACAGUGCCCACAUUUAACACGCCGACAGUAAAUAAGGAACCCCAGCAACAGCCCAAAGAUCCAUUUGCCGACAUUGCCAGCUUAGCUACCGGUUUAAAUAUCAACUUUACACCUCAGACACUGGGUGGCAAAUCAGCUGGUCACACUCCAGUGGGUACAAGUCCAUUUGCCACACAUUUUUCCAGUCCCACACAUAACAACAACAUCAACGCAACACCCAAUUCAACACGUAUGCCCAGUAAUACCGUGCCCCAACCAUCACCCAAUCACAUGAAAUCUCCAAAUAAUACAACAUUUGGUAUGCAAGCUCCCCCUCCAUCAUUUGCCACACCCUCACCCCAACCAACAGGUGUUGCAGCUGGUACCACUCCGACAUCGGCCCCAACAAAUACACGGCCCGAUUAUAGUCGUUCACAUUUCGAACAACCCAAACCCGCAGGCUCAACAGCAUCACAACAAUCAAAAAGUUCAGAUAUUUUUGCUGACAUCUUGGGUGAGCAGGGUUAUAAGUUUACAAGUAAAGCCAAUCAGGGUCCACGAUCGAUAAAUGAAAUGCGCAAGGAAGAUUUAAUCAAAGAUAUGGAUCCGAAAAAGGUUAUGAUUAUGGAAUGGACGGAGGGCAAAAAGAAUAAUAUACGUGCUUUGUUAUGUUCAAUGCAUACUGUGUUGUGGGCCGAUGCCAAAUGGACUAAAUGUGAAAUGUCUCAGCUAAUAACACCGGCCGAUGUUAAGAAGGGUUAUCGCAAGGCAUGUCUGGCUGUACAUCCGGAUAAGCAUAAUGGCACAGAAAAUGAAGAAAUUGCUAAAAUGAUUUUCAUGGAACUUAAUAACGCUUGGACUGACUUUGAAAAUGAUGCCACUCAGCAGAAUAUGUUCAAUUAAAAAUAAAACACACACACAAACAAAGA